Messenger RNA from Hyalella azteca, 5012 nucleotides. Its product is annotated as gamma-aminobutyric acid receptor subunit alpha-2. The record is from RefSeq and is a predicted model, not a curated record. Lineage: Eukaryota; Metazoa; Arthropoda; Malacostraca; Amphipoda; Hyalellidae. Gene Ontology annotation, molecular function: neurotransmitter receptor activity; transmembrane signaling receptor activity; extracellular ligand-gated monoatomic ion channel activity. Gene Ontology annotation, cellular component: neuron projection; synapse; membrane. Gene Ontology annotation, biological process: chemical synaptic transmission; signal transduction; regulation of membrane potential. The coding region runs from base 447 to 3026 and encodes 859 amino acids. The transcript is spliced from 9 exons.
GUGAGAACGGCGUGGUUGCUGAUUUUGAAUUGGAAGAAAAUGAGAUUCGUUUUUCCUCUCUUGCAACGGAAUUUCCAUCUUGUAUCUUCGAAGAACCAGUUAGUUCCCUCAGGCUACAAGGCUGUGACGGAGUGAACGGAAAAUCGAUCUCUUCACCUGAGAACCACGAUGAAUCUUUACCCGGUGCUCGCCAUGCAUAUCAGCGAAGGAACAUUGACGUUUGUCCUGUAAGAACUAGUGAGCAGCUGAUAAUAGCUUCAAAUAAAAUUUCUGAAAUUGGAGAUAGAAUUGCCUCAUUUGGGUAUAGGAAAGGUUUAGUGAACAUCGAUGCCAAGUGUGGUGAACAGCAGUCACGACAGCAAAGCGAUGAAGGUCUUUUUGAAAAUGACAUAUCUUUCGCUAAGAAUUUGAGGGGAACUCUUAUUGGAGAAACUUUAAACGAAGGCAUGUCAAUAAGGCUACAAAUGGAUCAUACCACAGUGGAGGGUAACGACGAUCGGCGUCAAGUAGAUGAGCUGAGCGCGGCCAAAUGGCUCCUCAAAUGUCUUGCGCAACCCAUACAGAAGAAGACUGCUUGUCAGGUUUCAUCUAAAAUAGCUGGAGAAGGAAUCACUAAGCUCAAAUUUGAAAGAUGGAGGCGACAAAAUGAAAUAAAACACAAAAAUUCAGAUAAUUCAUUCAUCAGAUACAAAAUCCACCCCACAUUCCCGACGAUAUUUUCUCAUUUUAAGCUAAUUGUUACAUGCCUUGCGUUGUAUCUUUUCAUAAUUGGACCUUUCGUCCGCAUCCCCAACGUACACAAUCCGUGUUGGUCGCUGACCGACGACAACGACUGGACGCCGACGAACGAAGUUUUCCCUUCAACGUUCUUUGGACGCACCGCAGCGACGAAAUCUUCGGAACAUUGUUUCAUGAGAAGUGGGUUGCUACUGGCGGAGGCAUUCAGCAGCACCUACAAUGCGAAAGACUUCAGUCGCAACGUGACCCAGCUCCUAGACAGCCUUCUUGCGAACUACGACAAGCGAAUCCGGCCUGGAUUUGGAGAAGGCACGCCUACCAAGAUAAUGGUCAACAUGAACGUGCGCUCGAUGGGCCCUUUCUCCGAGAAGCUCGAGGAGUACUCGAUGCAGCUGUACAUGCGUCAGGUUUGGUACGACACGCGACUCAAGUUCAACAAAACAGACCUCGGGCGCUCGGAGUUCUCCAUGAAUUGGAUGUUUGCUAAGAGGAUCUGGAAACCCGACACCUUCUUUAUCAACGGCAAGAAGUCCUAUGCUCAUGCCAUCACCGCGCCCAACUUGUUCGUCCGUCUGCAGUAUGAUGGACAGGUCUACAUGUCCAUGAGACUGACGGUGAGGGCGAGCUGCGUGAUGCAUCUGCGCAAGUUCCCUCUGGACACUCAGACCUGUCCGCUGCGCAUCUCUUCAUAUGGCUACGACGCAAAGAACGUCACGUACAUGUGGGAUACGCAGAAAUACGUGACGGUGGACUCUGAUGUCAGCAUCGCUCAGUACGAACUCUUCCACAUCUCGACUUACGAAGCCGUUGUUCCCGUGCGCAGAAUUGAGGAGAUCUCUACUCUGACGGUGAAGUUUCACCUGAUGCGCUUGACUGGCUUCUUCAUGCUGCAAGUGUACGUGCCUUGCAUCCUGAUCGUCUGCAGCUCUUGGGUCGGAUUCUGGAUCACCAAAAAAGAUGCUCCAGGUCGCGUUUGCUUGGGUGUCAACAAUGUCCUCUGUAUGACCAAGCUUGGCUUUGGUGGGCGCGACUUAUUUCCACUGGUGCCCUAUCCCACUGCCUUGGAUUACUUCGUGCUUCUGUGUUUCUGGUUCACGUUCGCCACGAUGAUCGAGUACGCUGGCGUCAACUACUCACAGCGGUACGCUGUGGCUUCGCUGAACCUACUCAAAAAGCGCCAAGCCAAGCUCAGAGAAGAGGAAGAAUAUGUGGCUAAACUUGCGCGGGAGGGCGCAGGUUGCAUCAAAGUGAUCCCGUCGGUGCACACGUCACUGCUGGAGAGCUUCAAGGUUCAUUUGACAGCUUUUCCUGCAGCUUCAUCUGCAGCCAACACCGAAAAACCAAAACCUGACCCGAAAGCAAAACUCCUGCAAGCUCUGAAGCUACCCCUCUCCAUGGUACCCAAGGUUGCCGAUGAAGCGGCUCAGAAAGUUAGAGCUCAUACUGUAGAGGUGCCACCUUUUGAUCAUCAGUCACAAGAACACCUCUCAGCAAGUAAGUCUGGAUCAGAAUCUUCGUUGGCGCCCAAACACACCCCGAAAUUAUUGCAAAGACUUCAUGUACUGCAGAGACGAUUAUCCGCUCACGAUAUUGAUGAAACUGCUUCGCAGGUGAGCUCUACUCUACCUUCUCCACAACCUUCACAUCAUCCUUCUCUGCAAGGCAUGCCCAUGUUUGGUCGGCCUCUGCCAAGCCCACCUAUCCUGGAAUCUUCUGCUGAAGGCCUACCCGGAUCAACCGAAACUUCAUCCACUAUACGUGAAUCUCCUUCACAAGCCCCCGGCUCUAGCAUCACUGACCAGGCAACUCCAUCCUUAUCUCCUCGACUAUCAUCGUUGUCAUCUCUACCAUCAAGCGCUGGUCUUGUAUCACCGACCAUCACAACCACUCCUCCUCUUCCUGAAGAUCCAGUUAAGUCUCCUCCUCCGGGAACUCCAAGUGCCGAGGCAACAAAGCCACAAACCCCGGUGCCAAGCACUCCUGUUGGUACGGUCAUCAAAAUAGAAUCUGAUCCACCUCCUCCGCCGCCACCCGUCAAGCAAACCAUCACCGUGUGGCAGCUCUUGGUCAGGAAAAAGAUGCUCAUGAAAAACAUGACGCCUGCUUGUGAGCUACCGUGUGAAGAAGAUUUGCUUGACCGCUUCUCUGUAAUUGACUUGUAUUCCAGGCGGAUUUUCCCGACACUUUUCUUCAUAUUAUUCUCAAUUUAUUGGAUUCUCUUUAACUAUUACAUCACUGAUGAAUUCCCAGGGGAAAAAAUGGAAGCUCCGGACGGAUUAGUCAACUGACCGAGGUCCACUUUCGUUUUUGUAUCCGUGUAUUAUCUUUGUGUUACGUGUUGUGUCGAAAAGUUUUCUCUCAGUUUUGUCUAAUUGCGUUAAUUAAUGUAAUGAUUAGUCUGUAAUAUGAGCAUUGACAAUACAUUUCUUAAAAACUAAAAAUUGUCAUAAAAUAUUGUGGAAUGAUCGAAAUAGUUCAACGUUUGUCUUUACCUGUUAUUUUGAACAUAUUUCACAAAUUCAUCACACAAACUAAUGCACAGGUUAGCAAGAAUUUGUAACAAGCUAUGCUGUCAGUCUCAUUUUUUAAGUUUACUAUCUUAACAACAAGUUGAAAUGUAUAAUUUAAACGAGAGAUUAAUAUUGAAUACAAGCUAUACGAAGAGAUAAAGACUUUUCAUUGGGCACAAUCAAAUAAGCGUUUGAAUUGAAUAAGUUGUAUUCAUUUCACUAUGACCUGAUCGCCCUCUCAUGAUAGCGCGUGAUACUAAAAUUUUUUGGUCAUCACUCCGAGGUUUUGUCAAUAUUUUUUGUGUGUGUUGUCACCAAAACUAUUCAUCUCUUUCAGUUUCAUAUUAUAUUAUCGAUUUAAAUUUCCACAGUCCUAACAAUUUAUGCUACGUUGAUAUUAAACCAAUAAUCAAAUUAUUUUUUUAAUGUUCUUUGCUCUCCUUCGCACAACAUUCACAAAAGAUCUUUACAACAUUAUUGUCCAAAAUACUAAUUGCAUUUUACGCACACUUACGCUAUAUAUGUACAAAUUCCAUUGAGCCUAAAAAGAGGUGAUUAUUGCUGGCCUAUGAGGUAAUUCCUGGCGAUUUGAAACAGCGCGAACGAGCUGAAGAAGAAAAUUUGAUGGCUAUUGAGUAUCGAGAAAUCUAAUAAGAAAACUUUUCUCUUCAUUGUACAACUUAAGCUUGAAAAUUUGGCUGAUACGACGCUUCAGUGCAAUUCCGUUACAAGCUAUCAAUGGUUGCGAUGAAUGUUGAUCAACUAUUGCAUUAGUUUGAUUUAGCUUUUAUUCCUCAAAAAUGAUGUUUGCGUACAAAAAUCAGGUCCUAUUAUUUAAUAUGCAAUCGGAAUCUUGCGGCGGAUCCUCGUUUUUUGAAAAAAUUUGCAUUUUGUAAGCUUUAAAUCUAUUUCCGAGUGUUCAGAGCUCUGCGGCCUAACUGUUCCCUCUGUAGCAACGGAUAAUAAAAACCUGACGAAUUAAUAAAAGAAAUUUGAACUAGAAGUGGAUGAAAAUUUCGUCGUUAAAUUUUACUAACACUUAUCUUGCCACGAUUUCCAUCGAAUUUUCUGUUCACGAUCAUGUUUCUUUUAAAUUCUUUCAUAAAAAUAUCCAAUAAAUUGUGGCGAUAUUACGGUACCUCAUUUAGGAAUGAAAAUUAUACAAAACAUGUAAUGUAAAACUACCUCUCACAUAUUCAGAGCAGGCUCAGAUUGAAUGCCAACUAACUACAAAAUUUGUACUCGGUUGUUUGCUUUCGCAAUAAAAGAAUUUUUGGUGCAAUAAUUAAAUCUCACAUGAUGGUUGCCUUCUGAUGGCUGGAAGAACUGUUAAUUGCUCAUCUAGCAUAGGUCUGUGUGUUCUUAAAGUUAAGUGACUGUAAUUGCGUACGUUAUUCCUUCGGUUGUGUGGUGUUCAAUCCAAGUUAGAUUUAAAGGGUUGCCGAAUGUGUCCCAAGCUCCAGUUUUCCCUCCUUCCUAUCUUCUUGAUUUCGCUGUAUGUACUGAACGAUGUAACCACGCAUCAACAUUUAGCAAACAAUAAAAUUACUUGUAUAGUAAUUCAAAUUAGGCUACGCAACUUGAUUUCGAGGAAUUUGCGGAAAUUAUUUCAUGUGGAUGAAGUUAGGUACUAUGAAUGCACAUUGAUUGAGUAGAAAUAAAUUUACAAUUUCAGUGACGCUAUGAAGUUCUCUAAGGUAGUUCGCAAAAUGAACAACUCACUAAAUUUGAUUACUUUGUAAAAUAAACCAUAUCUGUAGCGUG